AUGUCGUCUGCGAUUGCUUGCGUCCUUAGCUCAAGCGACCUGCUCCGCGAGAUCUUUGGUUACCAGCUGGGCCUUCCGCCGCAGUACCGGGCGUCCAUUGCGCGCGUCGACGUCUCGUGGCUUGUACGACUAUUUGCGACGUCGUCCCAUCCGCGCAGCCCCGCUGUCGUCCACGCGCACCUCCAGUGGGCCGAUGAGCUCUGGGCGGUUUGCGCAACCUUUGACUGGACGUUUCUGCGCGACACCAAGCUGGCCUUGUGUCUCGGCCUUCUGGGUGGCAACAUCUCGGUCGUCGAGGCGCUUUUAACGACGAACCACAACUCCGUGCACAAUAUCCAGUGGCGCGUCGCUGCCAGCUUCGGACAUAUGCAUCUGCUGCAGUUCCUCGCUGAGCAUGACGCCAACCACUAUACGCCCGAGGUGUUGCACAACGCGGCGUUUAGCGGACAUGUCGACGGCGUUUGUUUCCUCCACGAAAUCGGCGCUGUCUUGGACUACGCCUCAUUUGCCCACGCCUGUGUGCAAAACCAUGUGGCCGUGGCCGAGUACCUCUGGCAAGAGGAGCCAGCGCUUCAUGUGCUGCCACCGUUUCUUGUGCAGCGUGUGGCCGAGAUGGGCCAUGUGCCCGUGUUGGUCUUCCUUUUCGAUCGUUUCGGCGGCGUUGGGUUCACGCACAGCGCGAUGGAGUCCGCGGCGCAGGAAGGACACCUCGAUGCUAUGCGCUUCAUACAAGAGCACAUAAGCAAUCCCAGCCACACGUACUCGAUGCACCUGUGCUUGUAUCUCGCGGCAGCCAAAAACCAUGUCGACGUCGUGGCCUACCUCGUUCAAGAAUUCCCCGAAAUGCCUGUAGCAACAGUCCUCCUCGACGCCGUCGCCAGUGGCUGCGCGGACGUCGCAUGUUACCUCGUGGCCCAGCGACCAACGGCGGUACCGCUUCGACGACUCCACCGCGAAGCAAAAAAGAGGAGUUUCUAG
Messenger RNA from Saprolegnia parasitica CBS 223.65, 978 nucleotides. RefSeq lists its product as hypothetical. Gene Ontology annotation, molecular function: protein binding. The coding region runs from base 1 to 978 and encodes 325 amino acids. The record is from RefSeq and is a predicted model, not a curated record. The transcript has 2 exons. NCBI's taxonomy places the organism in Eukaryota, Oomycota, Saprolegniomycetes, Saprolegniales, Saprolegniaceae.